UGUCGGCCAAACUUUGCAGGUUGUUUUAAUUUCCCCUUGUUCGUCUAAGGUUUCCAACCUCCCCUUUAAAGAUGUUCGCGUAUGUGACUUCAGCCAAUGAUAGGACCCUGUAUUCCCCAGAAAGAAGCCAUGAAAUUUGAGCUGCUAGUUGUUUAUAGGGCUUUUCUCCCCCCACUCACAAGCCUCAAUCUCUUCGGGCUGGUUAGCAUAUCACGUGUCAGAACCAUAACGAACUGGACACACGGGGUCAUGGUUGCGCAUGCGCUCGCGUAAUAUGUAGUUGGAAAUGAGGUGUCCGUCUUGGAGUAGUCGACUUUUAAAAAGCAUCCGCAACCCCUGAUAUGACAACUUCACUGGUUCUGCAUCCACGCUGGGCGGACACCUUGAUGUACGUUUAUGAAAAAAGCCCGAAUGAAAAUAAUCCGAAUAAAAGCCAAACAAUGGAGGGAUUGAGCGGGAAUUGCCCGGCGACCCAUUGCAGGGACCUAAUGUCGCACCCUGGGUUGGGGCGACAUUCGGGCACUAUAGCGACCCAUCAGGGCUCUAUGUACUCGGAUAUAUCUUCCCCAGACACCGGCCGACAGUGUCCUGCUCCCCAAACCUCCUCCAGUCCAUCUCUGAGUUAUGGUUAUCCGUUUGGAAACCCUUAUUACGGUUGUAGGUUAUCUCAUUCGCACAACGUGAACUUGCAGCAGAAGCCCUGCUCGUACCACCCUGCAGAGAAAUAUGGCGACCCCACCAGCACCGCUUUGCCCACCGAAGAGCUGUCUAGCAGGGCGAAAGAAUUCGCCUUCUACCCCAGUUUUGCUAGCUCAUACCAAGCGGUUCCUGGAUAUCUAGAUAUGUCAGUGGUUCCCGGGAUCAGCCACCCCGAACCCAGGCACGACGCGUUGAUUCCUAUGGAGGGCUACCAGCACUGGGCUCUGUCGAAUGGCUGGGAUGGGCAGGUGUACUGUUCCAAGGAGCAAACACAGUCCACUCAUCUUUGGAAAUCUUCAUUUCCAGACGUAGUCCCUUUGCAGCCUGAGGUCAGUAACUACCGUCGUGGACGUAAGAAGCGGGUUCCCUACACCAAGCUCCAACUGAAAGAGCUGGAGAAAGAGUACGCAGGCAGCAAGUUCAUCACCAAAGACAAGAGAAGACGCAUCUCCGCCGGGACCAACCUCUCAGAGCGCCAAGUCACAAUUUGGUUCCAGAACCGACGGGUGAAAGAGAAGAAAUUUGUCAGUAAAUCCAAGACUAGUAAUCAUAUGCAUACUACUUGAUAGAUUCCCGGCCCAUUGUACACUGCAGCUGAUAUCCAUCCCACCACCUUCCAGUCCAUGAUUUACCUCUUAGCGACAACCAAGCCAGAAGAACACUUCGGCAGUGUAUUUUAAUUCAAUUCCAAUGGUCUACACACUCCACGCUACAAACCC
Molecule: messenger RNA, 1418 nt
Organism: Salvelinus namaycush (lake trout)
Lineage: Eukaryota; Metazoa; Chordata; Actinopteri; Salmoniformes; Salmonidae
Product: homeobox protein Hox-C13a
Exons: 2
Coding region: 342-1265 (307 amino acids)
Biological process (GO): regulation of transcription by RNA polymerase II
Molecular function (GO): DNA-binding transcription factor activity, RNA polymerase II-specific; RNA polymerase II cis-regulatory region sequence-specific DNA binding
Source: RefSeq, a predicted model, not a curated record